Molecule: messenger RNA, 783 nt
Organism: Nannizzia gypsea CBS 118893
Lineage: Eukaryota; Fungi; Ascomycota; Eurotiomycetes; Onygenales; Arthrodermataceae
Exons: 1
Coding region: 1-783 (260 amino acids)
Biological process (GO): negative regulation of DNA-templated transcription
Cellular component (GO): nucleus
Molecular function (GO): transcription factor binding; transcription corepressor activity
Source: RefSeq, a predicted model, not a curated record
AUGGCUUCAGCAGAUGAAGCCCUCAAAGUUGACCGCGAGAAGACAACACCGUUCCAUCUGAAGCUGUUCUACCGCCAGAACUCCUUUCAUUCACUCUCAGACUUUCCUAUCCUAUCCGCGCCAUCCACAGCUGAGAAUGGAACAGCUCCCAACCCUCCACUGCCUCCGCACCUUCAGAUAUACACCUGGCAGUCGUGCUCACUGCGGGAGCUGGCGCAUCUGCUCACCUCAACACUACCAGCUCUGCUUCCCGACCCAGCCGUAGGGACACGCUUGAGCUUCCGGCUAGUUUACCCCGACACAAGGAGCCAGCCUGGCGGUCGACCGAGCGACGCGGGAGAUGGACGCGGGAAAUAUAUCAGCAAGGAUAUAGGAAGCGUGAUUGUAAAGCCGAAGAAGGAUGAAGAUGCAGGCGAAGGGAUAACUCUUGAAGGUGACGAGGCGGAUAAGGUACUCCAUGACGUGCGGUUCGUUAUUGGAGACUACAUUGACUGUGCUAUACUGCCGCCUCUCGCUGACGGGUCCGUGGCUCCCCCAUUACCCUCUCGUGGACCGCCUACCUCCGCAAUAGGAGGGGGCAUGCGAGCGUUUGGAGGAGGGCCAUUUUCACGAGACUCUGGGUUUUCAAGGCCAAGGCAUGGGCCUGGGAGAAGUGGAGGAGUAAUGUCUGGUGCGAACCCAGCCAGCGUACCUAGCGGAGAGUGGAGGAGAGGAGAAAGGCUACCAGAUAGCAGUGGACGUGUAUACGGUAGGGGGCUACGAGACGGGGGCCGGCCUUAUUAA